Molecule: messenger RNA, 4997 nt
Organism: Prorocentrum cordatum
Lineage: Eukaryota; Dinophyceae; Prorocentrales; Prorocentraceae
Source: the annotation of a GenBank genome assembly
GAGCAGGCCCGUGCAUCAACACGCCGCGCGGAGCGUCUGCAGGCCUCCCCGCGAUCGACCUCGACCUGCUUCAGAAGCAGCAGGCCGAGAGGAUGGCGAGCAGCGCGAGGUCGGCGAUGACCCACGAGGAGCGGCGGUCCGCCCGCGAGUCGGCGAGGAGCGCAUACAGGCCAGGCAGGGAGCCAGACUGGCUGAAGAACGACAAGAAGGUCUUGCACUUCUACGCCUAUCACCGCGAGGCGGUGCACGAGGACUCGCGAGAGGCCGUCCGGGUGCGUAGGUGCACCAUCGAUUUCUUCUUGGAGGACGGCUCUAUGUGCAUCUGCGAGCCCAGACAGAAGAACUCGGGGCUUCAGCAAGGCACCGUCGUCAAGCGGCACAAGAUUCCCAAGUCAGAAGGAGGCGGCUUCUACUCCCAGAAGGACCUGGCCUGUCGCACCACGGUCAAGAUUUACUCUCACGCGUACCGCAUCUACGACUGCGACGAGUUCACGCGCCAGUACUACGAGCAGGCCGGAGGGGCGCAGCCGCCGCCGGAGGCGCUCCCGGACGACCUGCUCGCCAUGGAGGCCACGCGGCGCCCACAGGGGCAGAGCGCCGCCGAGGCCAUGGACGAGGCGCGCAAGCAGGAGAACCUCGACAUCCAGCAGUACUACGAGAGCCUUUUCGGCGGAGGCAAGAAGAAUCGGGGUCUCGAGAAGUACCUCGAGAACGACCGCAAGGUGCUUCGCUUCCACUGCAUUUGGGACGACCCGACGUCUUUCGGCGUGCGGAACUUCUUCACGAUGCACUACUACCUCGCGGACGAGACCGUAGAGGUCAACGAGGUGCUUAAGAAGAACAGCGGGAGGGGCCCUUGGCCAGUGUUCUUCCAGCGCGGUCGCUUGUACAAGAACCCGCACGUGAACCCGACGCCAGGCAUGAUCUCGCCGAAGCAGGUCGCCUACCAGGCCGAGGAGCUGCAGGUGGGCACCACCGUAAUGAUAUACGGGCGGGAGCUGUUCAUUUACGAUUGCGACGAGUUCACACGGAACUUCUACGCCGAAGAGCACGGCAUAGAGCAGGGCGAGUACGACGUCACGGUCCCGGUCGAUGACCGUGGCGGUGGCGCCGCGGCGGGCGAGGCCCCAGAGGCCGCUGCCGUGGCGGGCGAGGCUCCAGAGGCACCAGCUGCAGUGAACGAGGGCGAGGCUCCAGAGGCACCAGUCGUGAUAGUUGGUCAGGCUCCAGAGGCACCAAUCGCUGAGGCGCCCGCCGCUGUGGAUCUCAGCAGUUACCCUUCAGAGCUCGCAGUUCCACGGGUGGUCAAAUUCAGAAGAUGGUCCAGAGAGCACAUGCAGCAUAUGAGAGAGGCGUUGGCCAAGAAACGGAUGGCAAAGCUCAGGAGCGACCUGGUCGACGCACGGCGCUCUCACAGAGAUUCGAUUCAGGCGAUCACCACCUUGCUUCCAGAUGCGAGCAAGUUGAUUCCACGGUCGAAGGCUCAUGCGAUUGGGAGGAGACGUAAGCCGCUGGAGCCAUGCGAUGUGUCGAUUGCGUGUCGUGCAGCCCACCUUCCGAAGACAGCCAAGCUCGCCCUCGGAGUGAAGCACACCAGGCUUGUGCUUGCGUGCGCUCGUGUGAUAGAGGCCAGGCAGGAGUUCGCGAUCGGCGCGAUGCUGAAGAGCGCUCGUUCUGCCACUGGUCGUCGACAGGACGGCGCCCAUCAGCCAUCUCCCCGCGGUGUUCACGUCACGUAUGCGCACAUGUGGGACGAGGUUGCCACUAAGUUCAGGUGGGAGCCGUCGAAGUUUCGGUUUGACGACGGCGAGCAGAUGAAUACCAUCAGCGAUCAUGUCAAAUCCUUCACGUUUAUGCCCGUUGCGGACAAAGCAGGUUCCAACGUUGCGAUCAUGAAGCACUGGGGCCAGUUGCAUGAGUCUGAAACGCUGUCGUUGCCCAGGUAUCCGAAGAUCUUGUACUGGCCCGAAGUACGCGGGAUACAUUUGCAUCACAGGGCCAAGCUCCAGGUGAAAGGGAUUCGAUCUCAUGUCAUGCGCCAUUGCGGUAUCGCUCAGAUCCAGAAGCUUCAGAAGACAAUGACGAGAGUCACACGGGCAGUUGAGGUUUUGGCGAGGAAACGGUGCAAACGAAAGGUCGGCCCUUCGCCAGCUGGCGACGACACGUUUUUCAAUGUGAUCAACACGUUCUUUGAUUUCAUUGCCAAGCAUCAUGAGCGAAAAAACGGUGGCCAUUCGCAACAGUGGCACGAUCUCCGUGAACUUUGCAGCUUGGUGAACGGCAGCUGGCGCGACAAGGAGUGGGUUCACUGGUGCCACGACGCCGGCACGGGGCUGCCAUGCUGCAGGAGCGAAGCAGAGUGCAAGGAGAAGGUCACCAUCGCGGUGUGCAACGCCACGUGGGGGAACCAGGACAAGGUGCCAGCGGAGUCCAGGUGGGCGAACACCCUGGCGAACUUCAAGCAGUCGCUCGUCCGUCGUCAAAUUUACCGCGUUGGCGUUGAUAGCUUCUGCUUGGACUUGGAGUGCGAGGCAGGCGACGGCGACGCGGGCGAUCACGUGAAGCUCGAUGGUGAGAGUAGGGGCGAGUUCCAUGCCAUGGUCAACAGGCUUAGGAAUAAAAAGAUCAAGGAGUAUUACCAGUGUGACGAGAACUUUUGGCAGCUUGGGGUCGAGGAGUGCUUCGCAGUAUUGCUCGGCCUUUUGAAGUCGUGGACGAAUCGAGAGGACACUAGCGACCAUCCUUGGACUGUGUUGGAAGCCAUUGGAGCGCCAAUGGAGUCAGAGGCGUUCCAGCGCUGGACUCGAUCUCAGAUUAUUCGGCUCUCUUCUGCGCUGUACAGGAGGUACGAACUACGCCUUUCAUCGUGGCCAUACAAGCUGUAUGCGCUGAUUUCGGCAGAUGACUACACGGAGGAGCAGAGGACGAGUUUGGCCCAGGAGUUGCUCGAUGCUGACGCCGACGUGCUGGACGUCUACAGUCGCGGCAUCCGCCGCUUGUACCCCACAGUGCAACGCUUGCUGUCCUUCGACUGCUACUCCACGCUCCUGGCCGACUUCCGCAGCCACCCGUAUGGCAUCGACUUCAUCGAGAGGCUCAACAAGCAGAUGACGCAUAAGAACACCAAAUCGACCAGCGGGAAGAACAUGUCGUACGCGUGCAAGGAGGACUUCCUGCAGCAGGCGGCCGCGGUUCAUCAGCAUCGCGGCGGGUCACAUCCCCUGAAGGCCAGGUGCGGGCAGCAGGCGUCGAAGCAAGAGACUGUGCGCUACAACCCGCUGCUUGCGAGUUAUAUCGCAGGCGUCCAUAGCGACGCAGGCGGUGAUGUGCUUCCCGUUCUGGAUCCUGGCGGCGACGUCGACGCGGAUGCGAUCGUAGAGUGGAGCGGCGACAACUUCACUGCUGACGGCGUGGUGGCGACGAGGGGGGCGCUGGAUUUCGAUAUCACGUCUUUCCAGUCGCCGCAGGAGGAGGGGGGGCGCGCUGGCGCGAGCGGUUUUCUGCUCGAGCGCAAUCGAACGAGUGCAGAGAUUGAUGCAGUGAAGGAGUACUUGCCGACGUGGGGUGGGGGUUGCAGCAGUUCUCCCAUCGCGCCGCACGAGCUUUCUUCGUAUAUCAAUUCUCACGUGUGGCCCACCGAUGUUGACGUGUACGAUGCAGAUGAACUUGAAGUGGCAGUUCCGAGAGAUAGCACGUUUGACGAGGAAGGCAGCACGGAGUUGGACCUAUGGGGCCUGUUGCGGCGGGCCCGUAAUUCGAACGGAGCUGUUUCGAGGAGUCCGCGGGGGUUCGACCUCAUCGAGCGCGGCAUCUUCAACUUCAUUGUCAGCGUCGGGAAAGCCGUCGCGGACGAGGGUGACCUCAUGAUAAUGGUCGACGGCCCGUCGGUCCAUGUCGCAGGUUCGCACUGCAGGCGGCUCGCGCUGGUUACUGGCGCGACCUACAACCCCCACGUCUUCGACGUCACCGAGGUGGAGUUCGAUCGGGCCGACUUGCACUCGGCCGAGGUCCUGGAGUUGCCUUGCGACGCCGUCAUCUCGACCAGGGCAUGCAAGAUGGGGUGGAGAGAGCCGCCGCUGGGGACCCCGACUGUGUCCACGCGCACGUCAGACGAGUGGAUCGCAAAGUGCUUGGCCGAGAUGAAGGCGCUGAAGCUGCAUCGGCUGACCUACGUCGUGAUCACUCCGACGGGUUCGCUCGAGUGGUCUCGCAUCACCCAGUGCGAGUUGCUCGGCGACCUUUGGGCGGACGGCGUGAAGUCACCCUUGACAUUCGGCACUAAGUCUAGCAAGACCGACUACGAGCGCGGCACGUCGCUGAUGUCGAAGAUGUUGCGCGGGGACCCGUUCGAUGAGAAGGGCAAGGAUGCCGGCGGGGUGCUGCGAGAGGUCGAGCUGGUCGUUCUGGCAGAGGCAGAGCUGCUGGCGCGAGCUGACAUCGACAUGCGUGGUAGCGAGGAGGAACUUUCUUCUGAUGGCGAGCUCGAGGCAGCGCAUGCCAUUCCCGACCAGAAGGCCGAUGCCGACGCAGCCGAGCUUGAGGUGGACCUCGACUUCCAGAAGCACUUGGAGGAGUCACUCCGAGAAGGGGCAGAUGCCAUCGGCUUGGUUGAAGACCCAGCCGCGCCGAUUGCUCCUGCAGGUGGCGAUGAUGCAGCUCCCGAGGUUCAGCCAUGGGAGGAAGUCGACGGGCCGUCAGCAGAUGGGUAUUGUUACAGGCGCGGGCGUUGCAUUGGUCGCAUCCAGCGCGGCAGCCCCGUGGGGUCCGCGUACGUGACUUGCUCCAUCCACACGAAGUGCAAGCUCACGAUGACCGCGUCCCGCGCCCCAGAUGACGGCGUGCUCAAGCAGUGGUUAUUCGAGGUCCCUGCGCCCCCGCCUGGUGCGACAUCCGAGCAGCGGGCCAAGCUGGCGAAGAGGCACAUGAACAGGGGCAAGCGCAGGUGGUGCGCUCGUGCUCCUCCGCCGUCCAGCGACGAGGAGAUUGGCGGAGCUUGA